Sclerotinia sclerotiorum 1980 UF-70 is the source of this 366-nucleotide messenger RNA. RefSeq lists its product as hypothetical. Lineage: Eukaryota; Fungi; Ascomycota; Leotiomycetes; Helotiales; Sclerotiniaceae. Bases 1 to 366 code for a protein of 121 amino acids. Gene Ontology annotation, cellular component: mitochondrial intermembrane space; mitochondrion; respiratory chain complex IV. The transcript has 2 exons. The record is from RefSeq and is a predicted model, not a curated record. Gene Ontology annotation, biological process: mitochondrial respiratory chain complex IV assembly.
AUGGGACUUUUUGGCUCUUCUCAAGCUUCUCUACCCCCUCCAAAGAUAUCCGCAGAUGGUGCACCGAUAGCACCGGAUCGGAGCCAAAGGUCAAAAUGCUGGGAAGCAAGAGAUGCAUACUUCAGGUGUUUGGACAAAAAUGAAAUUAUUGACAGCAUCACGGAGAAGAACAAAGCGGAGAAAUCUUGCGGGACAGAGGCAAGAGGGUUCGAAAAGAAUUGUGCAACUAGUUGGGUUGAGUACUUUAAGAAACGAAGAGUUAUGGAAUACCAGCGCGAUCAAACACUGCGAAAACUCAAGGCUGAAGGAGCGCAAGAGAUGCCGGGCGUUAUAGGAGCUGGAGCACCUGGACAGAGGCCAUCAUGA